Molecule: messenger RNA, 1588 nt
Organism: Amorphotheca resinae ATCC 22711
Lineage: Eukaryota; Fungi; Ascomycota; Leotiomycetes; Helotiales; Amorphothecaceae
Exons: 3
Coding region: 1-1407 (468 amino acids)
Source: RefSeq, a predicted model, not a curated record
AUGAGGCAGCUCGAUUCUAUCCGGUGGAGUUCCUGGGAGGAACCUAUUCCAGAGUUGAUCCUCGAGAGCCUAACGCAACAUUGGCCUAGUACCAUACUCCAUGUCGAAGAUCUUCCAAUUGGUCACAAGACAGAGGACACUCAAGUGCAACGGCAUGAUCUCGAGAUCCUGGACACACUUCUAGGCUGCCAGAAUAUACAAUCCGUCAAGGCUAACAUCAAUUACGAACAUCCUGCAUCAACUAGGCGCCUCAAAGAAGUUCUGAUGAGCUGUCCGAAAUUAGAAGUCUUACACCUGCGCAUCCCAAGAAAAGACGUGGGAUUGAGAUGGAGUUCUGAUUGGCCUGGGCCACAGGACUUUGGCGUUGAACCAGGUGACAGGCUUGUCCCUCUACGAGAACUCGUUUACGAGUCCCGUCCAUUGUAUGGCCGGGAUGGGCUCAUCCCCAAAAGCUUCUGGGAUUUUACACGACUUCGUCAUCUAGAGAUUCGAGGGAUAGAUAUGAUCAACUUUGUUAAAUCAAUACCAGGUCAAAUCACAUGUCUUGAGACUUUAAAGAUAGAGAACUUUUGUUGUGCAGAGGAGUGGGAAGUUGGAGCUGAGGUAUUAAACGACUUCAUGUCGGAAAUACACGGCCUGGUCAAUCUCGAAUUGAUAAACCCGAUAUUCAACCGCUCAAUCCACCGCUUCCUCUCUAUCUUAACCCAGCAAAGCGAAACACUAGAGAGACUGACGUUCCGUAAGCCCAGGCGUUGCUGCGCCCCAUAUUCUGUUUUGGUAGGAAAUCCAUUUUCCGUCCAAAGUCUAGAUAUACUCGGGGCUUCUUGCUCAAAGUUAUCCUCGCUUACUCUGGACAUUAUCAUCACAGAUGACUUGCCUUAUGACUUUCUCUCCGCUGUGGGACGGUUUCGAAACCUCGAUACCAUCCGUCUAUACGCCCGGUUCGACAACGAGGCUUUCGACGCCAAAUACCGUCCGCUUCUCCAAGCCGAUAUUCUGACGGUCCGUCAUCUCGCCUCCUACCUCUGCAGCCAUAAAACCGGCACUGCCUUCAAAAAGAUCGAGGUCAUUCUGGGGGAGGCACCUAGGGUCCCCUACUACGUGCGUGAAGAAGAACGUCCUGAUAUUAUAUUCAGGUGCCGGAUUGAAGAAAGCGGCGAUGUCAUCGUUGAAGACGAUAGUCAUGAAAUCGAUAACGUUAAGUGGGCGGAAUAUCUCGACCGCGAGAGACUUAGCAAGAAACGUGGCAGGACUUACCCCAUCGAUCUAGAAGAGCUGGAGAACUGGAAUAGGGCUGGAGAGGAAGCGGAUCAAAUCUUCGCCGGUGUUGGGGUGAUGGAUGUGUAUGAGGAUAUGGGAAGCCUUUUCGGCAGUUCCCAAGACUCGGAGCCUGAGGUUGAGGAAUAGUGGGAAAUCCCCGCUCGAAUCAGAAUCAUGACGAGUGCUAGUGUGGAGUUUAUUGAGAACCAGUGCCUUUUACGUAUACUACUCUUGUCUUACUCACAUUGAAUUGAGGUCGUGGAGGCAAGUCUGUAUUUAGCACUUACUUUUGAAUUAGCGAGACUAGGUAGAUAUCAGUGCUAUGAAG